AUGUCCCAUUUUGUGCUGUUUCACUGGAUUAUGAUACAGAUCUUGAUAGCGCACACAGCAUCCGAAGCUGUUGUUACAGGAGUAAUAGGGCAACCUGUUCAGUUGCCUUGCUUCUACCAGGUGGCACGACAUAAGGACAUCUCCGAUAUGUGCUGGGGCAGAGGCCCCUGCCCAAAUUCAAAGUGCAAUAACAAAAUUUUGCACACCACUGGGAAUAGGGUGACAUUCAGAAAGUCUCAGAGAUACAGUCUCCGGGGCUAUAUUUCCUAUGGAGAUGUGUCUCUCACAAUUGGGAAAGUGAAGGCAGAAGAUGCAGGUACAUACUGCUGCCGCAUAGAGAUCCCGGGUUGGUUCAACGACAUCAAACAGAACAUGCAGCUGAAAGUGGUCAGAGCCCCUCCAGUGAUGACAACCACCAGGAGAAAGGCUCCCACUGCUGUCCUCCUGACAACCACCAUCCCCGAAGCAACAACUGCAACCACUGAUCAUCAAGCAACAGCAGAGACUGCUGUCCUCCUGACAACCACCGUCCCCCCAGCAACAACUGCAACCACCGAGUCUCCAGCAGUAAUUACACUGGAGACCAUUGCACCCCCAACGUUUGCUGUGACAGAAAAUGAUACUUUUCCAGCAAACAUGGUGGCAAUCAGUGCUCUCCCAGAUUUUCCAACUGGUUUCCAAGCAGCUGAUGUGAGGACUGAAGAUGACGACGUGUUCUGCUCAGCAGAGUCUGUCCCUCUUCCUGCAGUGACUACCGAAUUCCCAAGUACACAUCCGACUGCAGAGGGAACUAAAAGUGCUUACACUUCUCUCAUGGUGGAAGGUGUGCCAACUGCAGGGAUUUCAGCAAGUUCAGACAGCAAGGCUGAGAAACAUGAUGGUAAUGGAGAUAAGUUUCCCAGCUAUGCCAUUCUCAUUGCCUGUCUCAUAGUGGUGUCCAUUCUUUUCAUAUUGAUGCUCUCGUUGGUGUUUUGGAAGCGUAAACACACAAAGAAGUUUAUAAUAAAAAGCCAUGGACCAGCGGAAGACCUUGAAAAAGUUUUCAGUGGUGCUGAAGGAGAAAACAGCAUCUUUUCCCUGUGA
Molecule: messenger RNA, 1083 nt
Organism: Aptenodytes forsteri (emperor penguin)
Lineage: Eukaryota; Metazoa; Chordata; Aves; Sphenisciformes; Spheniscidae
Product: T-cell immunoglobulin and mucin domain-containing protein 4
Exons: 9
Coding region: 1-1083 (360 amino acids)
Source: RefSeq, a predicted model, not a curated record